Salmo salar (Atlantic salmon) is the source of this 2676-nucleotide messenger RNA. RefSeq names its product septin-8-A. Gene Ontology annotation, molecular function: GTP binding. NCBI's taxonomy places the organism in Eukaryota, Metazoa, Chordata, Actinopteri, Salmoniformes, Salmonidae. The record is from RefSeq and is a predicted model, not a curated record.
CCUCUACAGUACCAAAUCAGAGCGAUAGAGGCUCCAUUAUGUACAGUCUUACUGCAUGUGAGGCUUUAACAAAUUGCAUUUCAGCAUAUAGGGGGUGUUGCCACAAAGUAGCCAUAUUGAAUGAAUUGAGCUGUUCCACUGUCAACCAUUGUUGUCAACCCCACCAGGUCCCGAUGAAGACAGCUUCUCAUCAAUUCUACUCCUCACGCUCCUCUUCUUCACGAUGGCCGCCACGGACAUAGACGUCUUCGCUAAUGAAGAGAAGCGUAGCCUGGAGCUGGGCGGCCAUGUUGGGUUUGACAGUCUUCCAGACCAGUUGGUCAGUAAAUCAGUCACACAGGGAUUCUGCUUCAACAUCCUGUGUGUCGGUGAGACAGGGAUAGGGAAGUCAACGUUGAUGAACACACUGUUCAACACACUGUUUGAAGCCGAGGAGGCCAGCCACUACCAGAACGGUGUGUACCUGCGGCCCAGGACCUACGACCUGAAGGAGAGCAACGUUCAGCUCAAACUGACCGUAGUCGACACCGUGGGGUUCGGAGACCAGAUCAACAAGGAGGAGAGCUUCAAACCCAUAGUGGACUACAUCGACACCCAGUUUGAGACCUACCUGCAGGAGGAGAUGAAGAUCAAACGUUCCCUGUUCAACUACCACGACACCAGGAUCCAUAUCUGUCUCUACUUCAUCGCCCCUACUGGACACUCUCUCAAAUCCCUGGAUCUGGUCACCAUGAAGAAACUGGACAGCAAGGUAAACAUCAUCCCCAUCAUUGCCAAGGCAGACACCAUAUCUAAGAGCGAGCUGCACAAGUUCAAGAUCAAGAUCAUGUCAGAGCUGGUGAGCAACGGUGUUCAGAUCCACCAGUUCCCUACUGAGGAUGAGGCUGUCACCGAGAUCAACUCCUCUAUGAAUGCCCAUCUGCCCUUUGCUGUGGUGGGGAGUGUUGAGGAGGUUAAAGUGGGGAAUAAGAUGGUGAAAGCCAGACUGUACCCCUGGGGAACUGUACAGGUGGAGAACGAGAGCCACUGUGACUUUGUGAAGCUGAGAGAGAUGUUGCUGAGAGUGAACAUGGAAGACCUGAGAGAGCAGACUCACGCCAGACACUAUGAGCUCUACAGACGCUGCAAACUGGAGGAGUUGGGCUUCACAGAUACAGACCCUGACAACAAACCCUUUAGUCUGCAGGAGACGUAUGAAGCCAAGAGGAAAGAGUUCCUGGGGGAUCUGCAGCAUAAGGAGGACGACAUGAGACAGAUGUUUGUGAACAAAGUGAAAGAGACAGAGGCAGAGCUGAAAGAAAAGGAGAGGGAGCUCCAUGAGAGGUUUGAGCAGCUGAAGAGGAUGCACCAGGAGGAGAAGAGGAAUCUGGAGGAGAAGAGGAGCGAUCUGGAGGAAGAAAUGAACGCAUUCAACAGGAGGAAGGUGGCAGCUGAGACGCUGAUGGGUCAGUCCCUACAGGCAUCCUCACAAUCAUUCAGAAAGGACAAGAAGAACUUCUUUAGUCUUCCGUCUGCGUGCUCCCUAACAUCAGGAAGGAAUUUAAAUUAGAAGACUGACUUUCUACCACGCCAAAAGGAUGGCUGUUCUAUUCUUCCCCGAUUUGACAAUUAACAAGCUAUUGAGGUUACUGUUUUUUUACAGUGUUAUUCAAAGCUUCAUUUUUGUAAAAUCCUUUAGUGCAUCCUAAAUGGCACCCUAUUCCCUAUACUGUGCACUACUUUUGACCUAAGCCCCUGGUUAAAAAUAGUUCAUUACACAGGGAAUAGAGUGCCAUUUGGGAUGCAUUCCUUGCUGUGCUGUGCUCUCCUUCCUGAACUCAAGUGAUGUUCUUACCUAAUACCUAGUCUUGGAGUCUUCCAUACAGCUCAGCAUAUUAGGACACACGUUCUCUAAUAGUCAGACACUAUAUAGGCUAUCUAUAGGGCUAUAAAGUAGUGCAUUAUAUUGGGGAUGCAACUUUGGAUCAAUAACAGCUGAUGCUCUAUAGCAUGCUUCUCUGCAUGACAUUUUACACAUGACUUUCUUCAAUAAGCAUAAGAUAACUAGCCGAGGUGCCAGUCUGUUUAUGUUCUAGAAAGCAGUUGGUAAGAGAGCCGUAACCGACUGGCAUUCAGGCUGAAAGACAACAAUUUUCAGAUUAAAAGCCCCCAGAGCAUAUUAAGUAGUUCAUUAGAUGAACAAAUGUGUUUUCCAUGACUGUUCUAUGUAUUGACUAGUGACUCGUCUUAUUCCACUGAAAAUCUGUAAGAGUUUUAUUAAGGGUGCUGCAAGAGGUUGUUACGGUUGUCUAUUUAUAAGAAAUAAGAACUUUAUUUAACAAACUGUGACUUUGUGGAAUAUGAUCUAUGGAUUAGUCUACCUACUUAAAUAAAAUAAUAAUGUUAUUUGUGCUAUGGUGGUUGGGAUUGUAUAAUUUGAUGGCUGUAGAUUAACCACCAAGGUGUAUUGUUGAAUUUGUAUGAAAUUAAGAACAAUAUUCCAGCAGAACAAAAUGAGCUUCUUUCAAUUGUUAUUUGAAAUUACACUAAAACUACAAAAUAUAAAUGUUAUCCUAAAGUGUACAAGAUUAUAGUUAAACAAUCUUAAAAUAAGUUGUCUUAUAAAAGUGAUAGGGUAUAAUCAAUCUCGUAUAGAUUUGUAUUUGCUCGCUAUUAAUAAAGCUACUUUGAAAAAUG